AUGGACGACGAGCGACUACCCAAACGACUCUUCUACGGAGACGUCGCGACGGGUUCUCGCCGUCGUGGUGGCCAGAUUCGCCGUUACAAGGAUACCCUGAAGUCCUCCCUGAAAUGCCUGCAAAUCAACCCCACCAACUGGGAGGAGCUCGCACUCGAUCGACCGACCUGGAGGAGGAGAGUGAAGUCUGGCGCUGCGAUCGACGAAGCCAACCGCAUCGCUGCCGCCAAAGCGAAACGUAAAGCCCGCAAAUCAUAACUUCGCCCAGUAAGCAACGCCGCCGCACAACCGCUUCCAACGUGUCCUCGAUGUCAACGGACAUUCCGGGCUCGAAUCGGACUUGUUGGACAUCUUCGGAUUAACUGCGCCUCUCGAACGACACCAACCAUCGUCCCCCCGCCUGCCUCUUCCUCCUCCUCCUCCGCCUCUCCGCUGCCAACUAACCCUGACAAUUCUUCUGACCCACCACUUCCAUCAUCCUCCUCCUCCUCGCCCACUGCUCCAACGGCGGCCGCUCAGGCGACUGUCCCGCGCACAGCAACCGACACUACCACCACCUCCCCCGACUCCAGGGAUGAGGAUCAGGACUACACCUGUCCUCACUGCGACCGUACCUUCACCUCACGCAUUGGCCUGGUCGGUCACUUGCGAAUCCAUCACUCAGAGACUGGCGAACCAGUGCCUGGAGCACCAACCUAUACCCACCAAGCUCGUCUCAACUACCCACACUGCCCUCGCACUUUCAGGCAUCGCAUGGGCCUAUUCGGCCACAUGCGCAUCCACGACGACCUGCGGUAG
This is a messenger RNA of Spirometra erinaceieuropaei, 798 nucleotides long. The record is from the annotation of a GenBank genome assembly. NCBI's taxonomy places the organism in Eukaryota, Metazoa, Platyhelminthes, Cestoda, Diphyllobothriidea, Diphyllobothriidae.